UAAACUAACCAAGAACAUAAAUAAAGAGUCGACUUUUAUAAUAGAAAUGGGUAUUACUGAUAUGGUUUUAUUUGGGUUAUUAUUGGUCAAUGCUCUUCUACCCGUUGAUGCCUCAGGACGUAUGCCAUUUACUUACCAAAAUCAGUUGCAAAGGCAUUGUAGCUCCACACAGUACACUUCUCUUUGUGUCCAAAACUUGCGAGAGUUUCGACAUAGAUCUUCUCUUCAAGGUCUCGACUUUGUGUCUUUCCUUGUCAACAAGACCAUCUCUGCUUCCAGUAACCUAAUUCCUCCUCUCUCAUCUUCGAUGGCUUCCUACGAAGUCGUUUCUCUAGACGAUUCCACCAAUACGUUGCCUUCACCAUUGGUUGCAGAUGCAUGUGAACGGCUCAUGAAAAUGUCAACAAGACGACUUCAGCAAGCAAUGGAAGCUCUCAAUGGCUUUUCGAGAGAGCGUCACAACAAACACGACAUCCAAACAUGGCUCUCCGCCGCCAUGACUUUCCAACAAUCAUGCAAAGACUUCGUCCUAGACUCUGGUGGCCACUCCUCCGCCAUCAGCUACAUAACACAGAAAAUGGAUCAGCUCUCUCAACUCGUCAGCAACUCCUUGGCCCUUGUCGACACACACAUGGAAAAUCCAAAGCCAACCGUUCUUCCACGGUGGGUCUCUGCCGGAGAACGGAAGCUUCUAGCAAGCCGCACGUCUAGAAGCAGACCGCACGUGUUAGUCGCCAAAGACGGAUCCGGGGAUUACCGGACUGUCAUGGAUGCUGUCAAGGCUGCUAGUGGAAAUGGUAGAUUCAUCAUUUACGUGAAAAGAGGUAUUUACAAAGAGAAAGUCAAAAUAGAGAAAGAUGAGAUCACGUUGAUCGGCGAAGGCAAAGACCUGACGGUGAUUAUGGGCGAUGAUAGUGCCGCUGGAGGAACUUCCGUGCCCGACACCGCUACAAUGACCGUUACGGGUGACGGAUUCAUCGCGCGGGAUAUAGGAAUCAAGAACACGGCAGGGCCUAGAGGAGAACAAGCCAUAGCAUUAAGCAUCACAUCAGACCAGUCAGUGUUAUAUAGAUGUAGCAUCUCAGGUUAUCAAGACACGCUCUACGCAGCCGCUCUACGUCAGUUCUAUAGAGAAUGCGAUAUUUACGGAACCAUAGAUUUCAUAUUCGGAAACGCUGCUGCGGUUUUCCAAAGCUGUAACCUAGUCUUGCGUCGCCCUAGUGAUGUCAGGGCCUACAACGUUAUUCUUGCUAACGGGAGGACAGACCAGCGUCAAAAUACCGGAUUUGCCCUUCAUAGUUGUAGGAUACUUACGGAUUUGGAUUUUUCAGCCGUUAAACAUAGGUAUAGCUCGUACUUGGGACGGCCGUGGAAGAAAUAUUCGAGGUCUAUAGUGAUGGAAACGUAUAUUGAUAGUGCCAUAGCGGAGGAAGGAUGGGCCGGGUGGUUAAACUCUGGAGAUGAAGUGUUGAAGACAUUGUACUUUGGAGAGUUUAAGAACUAUGGUCCUAAAGCUAGAGUUUCCAAGAGGGUUACAUGGCAAGGGUUUCACCUGAUUGGCUUCGAAGAGGCAAGUUAUUUUAGCGUUGGUAAAUUUAUUGAUGGAGUUUCUUGGUUGCCCUCUACGGGAGUUAGUUUUGCUUCGGGGAUUUGAUUAGUGAAAGAGAAAA
Raphanus sativus (radish) is the source of this 1670-nucleotide messenger RNA. Its product is annotated as probable pectinesterase/pectinesterase inhibitor 54. NCBI's taxonomy places the organism in Eukaryota, Viridiplantae, Streptophyta, Magnoliopsida, Brassicales, Brassicaceae. Gene Ontology annotation, molecular function: pectinesterase activity; pectinesterase inhibitor activity. Gene Ontology annotation, biological process: cell wall modification. The coding region runs from base 47 to 1654 and encodes 535 amino acids. The record is from RefSeq and is a predicted model, not a curated record. The transcript is spliced from 3 exons.